CUGUAAAAUAACCGGAAUAGAGAAGUCGCCCACAACUCCAUACCAUUCUAUGGGGAAUGGCUUAUGUGAGCGCUUUAAUCGUACUCUCCUCGGAAUGCUCGGAACUCUUUCACCAGAACAGAAGGACUGGAAAUCGCACGUCUCUAGUAUGGUACACGCGUACAACUGUACUCGACAAGAAUCUACAGGUCAGAGUCCAUAUUUUUUUGAUGUUUGGACGAAAUCCUAGAUUGCCAGUAGAUCUCGCCUUUGGUUUGAACACAGACGCUGAAGCAGUUUCCAUGACAAGGUACAUAGACGACAUCAGGCAACGCUUGAUUAACGCCUCUGAGCUUGCUGCAUCACAUUCAGCUAAGGCCAAGGAUAGACAGAAAGGACAUUACGACAGUCGUGUUCGUGAGGCAGUUAUCAACACUGGAGAUCGAGUUUUAGUGAAAAUUGUGGCUUUCACGGGAAAACAUAAGCUAUCCAAUAAGUGGGAAGAGGAACCAUAUAUUGUAACGGAGCAGUCAAACCCUGAUAUUCCUGCAUAUAUUGUUCGGAAGAAAAAUGGUGAGGGUCGGCCUAGGACGUUACAUCGAAAUCUCCUCUUGUCUAUUGGAUAUCUCCUAGAUACUACAGUAAGGAAACCACAGCCGGCUCCUAGGAAAAGGACACCUGUGGCUAGGAAGGUGCCUUCAAGUGAUGAAGGGUCCACCAUUUCAUCGUCAGAGGGGGAGGAAGUGCUAGUUGGAAGGACAGAUGUUCAACAAACAUUUACUCCGGACCAUCCACUAGCCGAGUCAGAAGAUGAGCCUCAAGAUGAUGCAGAGUCACAGUCACAACUAGAAGGAGAUGGAGGAGUCCCACAGGACAGCCCUGCUGCGCCUAGGAGGUCGCGGCGUCCGAGGGAAAAGCCUGUGUGGAUGAGGAGUGGACAGUUUGUUAUGAGGAAUCAACUAAUGGUCGAAGAGCCAGAGUGGAAGCAGAGGGCAAAGUGUUUGACGGAACUUGCAGACACAGGAAUCCUAUCAGGAAAAGAAGACCAGGUUGCCUUAACAUUGCUUCAGAUCCUCUCCGGAAAGAUAUCGUGACUGCUAUUGUUUCAAUACCCAUGAUGGUUUCAUAAUUGUAUUUUGUUUACCAAUUUGCUAUUGUGCAUCUCUUGUCGAGGACGACAUUUAUCAAAAGCAGGGGAGAAUGUAACAGGGUCAAUUUUAUUGUCAUAUAUAGUAAAUGUUAUAAUUGUGUAUAAAUAUCCAUUUGUAUGUGCCCAGGGUGUUUUGUGUAUUUGUUUGUCCAUUUGUUGGUGUUACAUGUUACAGGGUGUGGUGUUCUAUGUAUUUUGUGUAAUGUGUUGCUAUUUUCAGUGUAACAAUUUACACCCAGUGAUUUAAGUCCAGAGUCCAUGUUCUUGUCUUGCUUUUUAUUGGUCGCUAUUUUUAUAAUCCCUUGUUGGUCAGUCUUGGCGGGAAUAUCAUUGUUAGGUCAGUUAGACUCCUGC
Mizuhopecten yessoensis (Yesso scallop) is the source of this 1483-nucleotide messenger RNA. RefSeq lists its product as uncharacterized. Lineage: Eukaryota; Metazoa; Mollusca; Bivalvia; Pectinida; Pectinidae. The record is from RefSeq and is a predicted model, not a curated record. Bases 57 to 1073 code for a protein of 338 amino acids. The transcript has 2 exons.